UACCCAAUAUGACACUCGUAGCCCAUCAGACCAUUUAUUUGCGGUGUCCGGUUGGCGGACAAUACGAUGAUAUCUUAUGGGAAAAAAACGGAGUACUACUACCCGACAAUCACAGACAAACACUUCAUUCAAACGGUACACUCAUUGUACGGGAGCUCUCCCGGGAAACAGAUGCGGGGCGGUACUCAUGUAUGGCUAAAUAUAAGGGCGAUGUAUCCAAACGUGAUUUUUUUGUAACAGUUAGAGAAAAACCAAUUAUCGAGCCGUUUGUCGUGCCAUCGCUGGUCAAUACUGGCCAACGGCUGUCCAUUACGUGUACAGUCAUCAGAGGCGAUCCGCCGCUGACCAUCAAAUGGCUAUACAAUGACCACAUUAUUGGCGGCGGUGGCGGCCAUAACGGUGGUAGCCGUGAACAGUUGGCUACGGUUGCGGUAAAAGUCCAUCACUUGACCGACUAUUCGUCGACACUAUUGUUUGAAUCGUUGACCAAAAAACAGACCGGCAAUUACACAUGUGUUGCGAUUAAUGAUGUCGGAGAAGAUAAACACAGCACUCAAAUGAUAAUACGGGAAAAGCCCCGUUGGAUAAUAGAGCCGACAGAUCACAUAGAUUUAGUCGAAGGCACCGGUGUUUGGGUUGACUGUUCCGCCACUGGAUUUCCAACACCAAGUGUUCAAUGGAAAAGAGCUCAAAGCAUGAAAUCCGAUUACCGGCCGAUUGUCAGCUCAUUUCAGACACAGGUUCACGAAAACGGCACACUUUAUAUAGAAAGUGCCGACAAAAAGGAUUCGGGUCUAUACCUGUGCCACGUGUCCAACGGUAUUGAACCGGAUCUCAGCAAAAUAAUCCGUAUCCAAGUCCACAUCGCCGCCCGUUUUAAAGUGAAAUUCAGAGCCGAAACGUUUGAACGAAAUCAACGAUCAGUACUUAAUUGUGAGGCCACUGGUGAACGACCCAUAAUUGUCGAGUGGCUCCGGGAUAGACAACCUAUACGUCCUGAACAUCAUUCAAAUAGAUAUGUUAUCAAAGAGACGGUAAUGAAUGAGGGAAUUACAUCUGAGUUAAUGAUUGAAUCAAUUGAUAGAAGCGAUUCAGCUCUCUAUCAGUGCAUUACAUCCAAUGCUUACGGAAGAGAUGAGACCAGUAUUCAAGUUAUAGUUCAAGAACCACCCGAUACGCCACUAGAUGUCAAAGUUGAUGACAUAAGCAGCCGAUCGGCACGGGUGUCGUGGGCGCCGCCCUUUACGGGCAAUUCAAGAAUAACUAAAUAUCAUAUCUAUCUGAAUGAAAGUCCAUUAAAUGGACCGCCGAUGUCGAUGAUGAUGAUGUCGUCCACACUUCCGUCACAAAAACGCAACAUAACUAUUCCCGGCACUGAGAUGGUAUGGACUAUAUCUGACUUAUCGCCCAAUAAUAUGUAUUCAUUAAGCGUUUCGGCCGUCAAUUCACUCGGAAUGAGUCAGUCGUCGACUCCGGCAAUCAAUUUUCAGACCGACGAAGAAGUUCCCAGUGACCCACCGACACAUAUCAAGGCUCACUCUAAUUCAUCAAAUACUAUAAGAAUCAGUUGGAAGGCACCGGACAAUCAAAUAAAUUUUGGUUCAAUAAAAGGGUAUUAUAUUGGAUAUAAAGUAUUAUCGGAUAUAACUUCAGAUGUUUAUAUYUAUAAAACUAUUGAU
Oppia nitens is the source of this 1679-nucleotide messenger RNA. RefSeq names its product cell adhesion molecule DSCAM-like. The annotation marks the transcript as partial. Gene Ontology annotation, cellular component: axon; plasma membrane. NCBI's taxonomy places the organism in Eukaryota, Metazoa, Arthropoda, Arachnida, Sarcoptiformes, Oppiidae. The record is from RefSeq and is a predicted model, not a curated record. Gene Ontology annotation, biological process: homophilic cell-cell adhesion; axon guidance; dendrite self-avoidance. The transcript is spliced from 13 exons. Gene Ontology annotation, molecular function: cell-cell adhesion mediator activity.